UGACUUCCGGUUUGGAUAGAAGUUCCGGUACGGAUCUGCGCAAUUCGUUUGUCUUUAAACCCUAAGGAGAGAAGGGCAAAGCUAAAACCCUGAAGAAGAAAGAAGCCAUCCAUCCCCUUGUAACCGCCAUGGUUUUCCCUUUGUGCAUCGGCAGGUCAGCUUCUCGUUUAGCUUCCGUGUGUGGUCGUGUGGCUCGACCCCAGGCCAUAUCCGCCGUCGUCGUCAAUCGCUCCUCCCUUGUUUCCAAACCAUCUUCUCUGCUUCGUCCUUUCGUAUCUCGUGGCUUCCUCUAUUCGACGGAUACUAAUGACCGGUUAAAGUCCGAUCAGACGCUUAUCCAAGUGAUUGACUCCGAGAUCAAAGACGCUUUCGAUGCUGAUGUGGUGGGUGAAGACGAGACACCAGGUUCUGGUGACUUUCCUUUUAAGAUUGAAGAUAAUCCUGGUCACAGGACCGUAACAUUGACUAGAGAGUACAAUGGAGAGCAGAUUAGAGUAGAAGUAAGCAUGCCUGGUUCCAUGGAUGAACAUGAAGAUGGUAUGGAUGACAAUGAAGAUGGUGAUGAGAAAGCUAACGAGACAAACAUUCCGCUUGUUGUCACUGUGACAAAGAAGAGUGGUCUCAGCCUUGAGUUUAGCUGCACUGCUUUCCCUGAUGCGAUUGUCAUUGAUGGUUUGUCUGUGAACCAUUCAGACAAGUCUUCUGAAGAAGAAGAACAAUUGACAUAUGAUGGACCUGAUUUUCAAGAGCUGGAUGAGAACAUGCGCAGGUCGUUCCAUAAGUUUCUCGAGGCCAGAGGAAUCAAACCAAGCGUUACGGAUUUCAUGCAUGAGUACAUGAUGAAGAAAGAUAGCAGAGAGUACUUGCUAUGGUUGAAGAAUCUCAAAAACUUCAUCCAAGAAUGAAUCAAGAUUGAAGUAAGAAGAGUAGUUUUUAUGGUUGCAGUUCUGUACUAGUGACAUCUAAGUUCUGAGUCUUUUGAAAGUGAAAUUCGAAUUUGAGCAUUUAUCCUCCUUUGGAUGGAGAAUGAUAAAAAAAAAACAGAAAGUUACAUUGGCUUA
Molecule: messenger RNA, 1061 nt
Organism: Brassica oleracea var. oleracea
Lineage: Eukaryota; Viridiplantae; Streptophyta; Magnoliopsida; Brassicales; Brassicaceae
Exons: 3
Coding region: 129-905 (258 amino acids)
Cellular component (GO): mitochondrial matrix
Source: RefSeq, a predicted model, not a curated record